Molecule: messenger RNA, 9123 nt
Organism: Ictalurus punctatus (channel catfish)
Lineage: Eukaryota; Metazoa; Chordata; Actinopteri; Siluriformes; Ictaluridae
Gene: ssh1a
Product: slingshot protein phosphatase 1a
Exons: 15
Coding region: 357-3386 (1009 amino acids)
Biological process (GO): actin cytoskeleton organization; negative regulation of actin filament polymerization; protein dephosphorylation
Cellular component (GO): cytoplasm
Molecular function (GO): protein tyrosine/serine/threonine phosphatase activity; actin binding
Source: RefSeq, a predicted model, not a curated record
GAGAGACAGUCAGAGGGAGAGAGAUAGUGUGUGUGUGUGAGAGAGAGAUCAGCCGCUCCUACACUCAUCAUGAACACUCUGUAGGAGUCAGAUUCAGCCGCCGAUUCCGAUCCAGUACAGAAACACUGUUAUCUAAGGCGAAUAUUUCAGAAAUUUUAUGACAUGUAAGAAGUUUAAGCGGCUCGUCUUUCCGACCAAAAUCAGGCGAGGCUUCAUGCAAAGCGCCACCGUGAUCACAUCCCAGCCGCCGGAGAUGCCAAGAGCUGCUUGGGGCAAUUUUUACCCGCAGUUAAAGACCUGAGCCACCUUUCUGGACAGUUUUGGGCUCGUUUUUGGAUUAUUAGAGGCUUUACAGCAUGGCUUUGGUAACGCUGCAGCGAUCUCCGACCCCGAGCACGGCCAGCGCCAGCACCGCCAACGCCGAGACGGAUUUCGGGAGUGAGGAUGACCGAAGGCUGAACCAGAGUCUGAGCGAGAGCUUUUUAAUGGUGAAGGGAGCUGCGUUGUUCCUGCAGCAGGGCAGCAGUGCACAGGGUCAGAGGACUCACUCCCACCACAAACAUGCAGGAGAUUUACCUCAGCACCUACAGGUGAUGAUCAACAUUCUUCGCUCCGAGGACCGAAUCAAACUGGCGGUGCGGUUGGAGAGUGCUUGGUCAGAUCGUGUGCGGUACAUGGUGGUGGUUUACACCAGCGGCAGACAGGACACUGAAGAAAACAUUCUGCUUGGGAUGGACUUCAACAAUAACGACAGCUGCUCUGUAGGGAUGGUUCUGCCUCUCUGGAGCGACACAAAGAUCCAUUUGGACGGAGACGGGGGUUUUAGCGUGACAACGGCAGGACGCACACACAUCUUUAAACCUGUGUCGGUUCAGGCCAUGUGGUCGGCUUUGCAGGUUCUGCACAAAGCGUGUGAGGUGUCGAGGCGAUAUAACUACUUCCCUGGUGGAAUUGCACUCAUCUGGACGGGCUACUAUGAGAGCUGCAUCUCCUCUGAGCAGAGCUGCAUCAACGAGUGGAACGCCAUGCAGGACCUGGAGACGCUGCGGCCCGACUCGCCCGCCAUGUUCGGAGACAAGCCGACGGAGAGAGAGCGAACCGAAUGCCUCAUCAAAACCAAACUCAGGAGCAUCAUGAUGCUGCAGGACCUGGAGAAUGUCACGUCUAAGGAGAUCCGUAAUGAGCUCGAGCAGCACAUGAACUGCAAUCUGAAGGAGUACAAAGAGUUUAUUGACAACGAGAUUCUGCUGAUCCUGGGUCAGAUGGAUAAAGCCACGCUCAUAUUCGACCACCUCUACCUGGGAUCUGAAUGGAACGCUUCCAAUCUAGAGGAGCUACAGGAGACAGGUGUGGGCUACAUCCUAAAUGUCACGCGGGAGAUCGAUAACUUUUUCCCGGGGACUUUUUGUUACCACAACGUGCGCGUGUAUGACGAAGAGACCACGGACCUGCUGGCUCACUGGAACGACACGUACAACUUCAUUGUUAAGGCUAAGAAGAACCAGUCCAAGUGUCUGGUCCACUGUAAGAUGGGCGUAAGCCGCUCCGCAUCCACUGUCAUAGCCUACGCCAUGAAAGAGUACGGGUGGACCCUGGAGAAGGCCUACAACUUCGUCAAACAGAAACGCAGCAUCACACGGCCUAACGAUAGCUUCAUGAGACAGCUGGCCGAAUACGAGGGCAUUCUGGACGCAAGCAAGCAACGUCACAAUCGGCUGUGGCAUCCAGACUCUGAAUGUGAUCACCCUGAUUGCCAGCGUCCGGCAGCACCCUGCUGCGCUGACCCCUCAUCCCCAGGAGCCGGUCCCUCCUGCUGCGAGGCUGCUGCUCACUCCUCACCCCUUGCUUUGGAACUUGACCCAUCUAACCCCCAAAACUACAACUACUACUUCCGGCGUCUGUCUGACUCGGCGCUGGACAGCGAACCUUCAACACCGGUGCGUAUGCCGCCGCCUCUGCUGGAUGUGGAUCGCGUCUACAUUGAGAUAGAGGAUGUGGAGCGUGAUGCCCUGCUGGAUGAUGAGGCAUUUGAGACACCCCGCUUCACCGCACCUGCUGGAGAGGGCACAGCGGCACAGACUUGCACCCGUGGUGCCGAACCUCUGGAGGAGCUGCGCCUGCGCCUUGAAUUCAGCACUGUAGAAGAAGAAGAUGAGGAGGAGGCAAAGAAAGAACAGGAGGAGAUGCAGGCACUGGCCGAGGGGGGUAGGAGAGAGAGAGAAGGAGGUGUCGGGGAUGAGAGUGGCAUCAGUCUUGGUAACAUGAAUCACAUGUGCAACGAGAACUCCAACAACAACAAUCACCUCAGAACGCGAAACAAUCUUGCCGAGAGUACCCUUAAGAAACAGACAUCUAUACCCAGACCAGUAUUAAGCUCUCUCACAACUCCCAGUACUGUCUCUAAUGCCAGUGGACAUGGCCUAGCCCCAUUACCCUUCUGUGGUAUGCCUAGUAUCUCUGUCGAAGCGCCAGCUUGCACCAGCGUUGUGGUCAAGGCCAUCACACCAACAGGAGUAUGGCCUUGUAGCCCAAACUGCAAGUGCACCAAGUGCAACAAGACAGCUUCAGAGUCGUGCAUCUCAGCCAUCCCACACUUGGUGCAUAAGGACAAGUCCGGAAGCCAGUCACAGAAACCUGAUCUUCAGCAAACAAUGGAUACAGCACUGGGGCAAGUGGUCAAAGGGAAUGAAGGUUCAACAGGCAAGGACAAGGCAGAAGAGAGGUCUCCAGGUCUACCUAGAGAGGUGAGCUCACAGCAACAGCAGGAGACACUAGACCAGCUACAAAGGUCUGGCCUGGUCAGGCGGCGAGCUGAGAGGCUGGAGAAACUUUCAGGUAUGUUCCAGGAACGUUUCCGCGAACACGCAGGAAAUGCUGCACGAGGCUCCUCAGAGACACCAGAGCGUCCUUCCGCGUCUAAAGACACUUCGUCUGGAAUGUUCGGUACUCAAGCAGACUUUUGGACCUCGGUGCCACCUGCAGUUGAAGACUCUGGAGUCCUGACGCCGGUCUCAUCCCCACACGGCUCCACUCUGACGCGCAGCUCGAGCAGCGACAGCAUCCGCAGUAUUCGCGGAAAGCCGGGUCUGGUGCGCCAGCGGGCACAGGAGAUAGAAAUGAGGAUGCGCCUGGCCGGACUCACGGUGCCUUCCCGUCUAAAGCGCUCCAACUCACUAGCCAAGCUCGGCAGUCUCACCUUCUCCACAGAAGACCUGUGCUCCUCAGCAUGCUCUUCUGACGCUGGCACUCUUCUUCUUCUCACACUCUCCCCAGAGCUGGAAGGCACUAUCAGUCCAGAUUGGGAUCGUGCCAAUCGCUGCUCUGCCACUACAGCCAUGGAACUCUUCAGUCCAGGAGCAACGGGGACAACUGAGCCCAGGAGCUGACAAUAAGUGAGGGGGAUUUGUGCAAGAUGAUGUUGUACUUGGACAAAGAUUCCCUUCCUGAAAACCUCCUUCUCUUAAAUUGGAGGAUUGGCCAUCCGCGAAUCAGUACCCAGGUUGGGCGUUUGCAGUAAAAAGAUCUCUUUAAAUGGGUGGCUUGGAAAAGGCCUUGCUGAAGUUCCUACAGCUUGUGCGGAAGCACUGUGCUUUAGCCAAAUUAAAAUGUAGAGUUGGGGGGAAAAACAGGGUUUGCAACACAAAAACUGCUAUCCCAAAAGCCGUUCCUCUUAUUUGAGAGGGUUUAUCAUCUACAAAUGCCAUCAAAGGGAACAUCCUGCUGAGAUUCUUAGGACUUGCAUGGAAGGACUGCGCAGUAGAUGAAGUAACAAAUAGAGUUGGGAAUCAACAGACCUUUUAAAUGCUGUGAAUAUUAAAAAAUAUGCUACUCAAGGAAACAGGAUAUCCAAAUAUUUCGAGAAGGCUCUUGUGGGUUUUAAGGAUUUUGUUGCAUGGAACUGACGCUAAAAAUGCGUGAUAUAAACAACUUGUACACCGAGUGCUCUUCAGCCAAGCGUCCAAGGAAACCAUUGCUUCGGUUCCCCUUCCUGCUGAGCUGCCAUAUUUCACAAGAAAUUGCUACCUGUUGUCUGUUCGUCUACACGUCUAAGUCUGGUUCGGUGUGAAGCCCAUCUUCCUGCUUGCUCACGUUUUGAUGACAGUCUGGAUACUUCUGAACACAAAGGGAAAAGGAUUUCCAUAUCACUGCUGAUUACUUCGUGCGUGCUGAGAGGUUUCUAGAAUGAAAGAACAAGAUUCUGUUUCAAUCUCUCUGCUGUUCACUCUGCUCUAUAUAUCAACAGUUGCUGGAGAUACCUAGCUGUAUUUUGCUCUGGUUUGAAUUCCAUCGUCAAUUUUACCACUGAAUGUUAACACUGGGCACAUGAUGGCGGUUAGGACUUAUUGAAAUAUUAUAUUGAAGACAUUAAGACAUGUUUGUGUCUGUGUGUGGGAGAAGACUUUGAAGUCUUCCUAAGGUGUUUUGGAGAAACAGUGGUUGAUAUUUUGUCUCAGACCCUCGUAGUGAUGAUUACAUCAAAUGCUUUAAUAUGGAAGGUAUCAUUUUAGCACCUUAGGGACGUUUUUGCUAUUUGUCAAAAAUGUGAUGCAAUGAGAACGAUGCAUUUUGGGGGCUAUGUAAAUCAUUACGGUCAUUUACCCCAGUUUUGGGAAACUAAUGCUGGUUAUGAUGUAAUGUCCGGAGAUAUAUUUUACAGAACUCUACAAGGGCAGCUCCUGUCAACCCUUAACUUGGCACACACUUCUUGUGUUCACAGGUCUACUGGGUUAUAGCACAAAAUUACCACUAAUAUCCACAAAUCUCCACAAGCACGCCUAUGACAAACCAGCGGUGCAUAUCAGUGGAUGCUAAAACAUCCUGUGAACGUAGCAUAAGGGUGCUUUUGGAACAUCUGGCCCUGAUAACAUUCUGAAGCAAUCACAGUUACUCUGCGUUCACACUAGCAAGCAAAAAUGCAGCAGGCAAUCUGUUCAUCAACUCAUGUAAACACCUUAAUCACAAUAUUAUAUGUCUUAUUCAGAAUAAGGUCAAUAAUUAGAUUAAUGCUGUCCAUGUAAACGUAGUCAUUGCUUGCCACUUGAAAAUUAAAAUAGAAACUACCUUAUUAUGGCAUUAAAAUGUGUUUUAAACACAAGACGAACAUGACGUUUUCUUAUUAACGUCAUAUACAUUAUAGUGUAUAAAUUAUACACUAGAGCGUAUCAUAUACACUUUGGUUGCUAACAAUAAUCCAAGUAAUAAAACAUGACCUGGUGAUGAUGCGUAGAUUAUUUUCCUAUUAUUUUCCUAUAGUCUUCUUAUAUCACAGCAACUUGCUGUGACCAUUUUUAAUCCCUGUAUAGUUGCAUUUAAAGUUACAUACAUGAAACAAGGUUGUUCCUUGUUAUCACUUAUGUUACAGCAGCGAUAAAAAGUGAGUAAUUCCCUCACUUUCUCUUGAAGUUAAUAAGAAAAAAAACACAGCUUGUCAUCUAACCUAGAAACAUCCUCUGUCCCAUGGUGGAAAACCUGAUGACUGUUACAAUGUGCUGACACUGGAGACUCCUUCCAAAAAAAAUUAAAUAAAAAUCUCCUUACAGAAAACUUCACCACAUCAACAAUUCAAAAUUUUUUCUUUGUUAAAUAGCAACAGUUUAUUGUUAGAUUUAGAUUCUUGCGUGUCUGCCAUCCAAGUUUCUGUGACACAGCCAUGACUAUGAAAAUAAUAACGUAUUGGAACAAGCGCGUUAAUAUAAAUCCGUGAUUUGCCUUGCGGACCGAACUACUCCCAGAGCUGCUGCUACAUAAAAUUAGUCCAUGGCUUCUGACCAAUCAGAAUUGAGAAUUCAGCAGCAUUGUGGUAGAAGGGAAUUUCUAAAACCCUGAACAGAUAAUAAUUGCAAGUGAUAACAGUUGCCACAAAAACAUGGAAACCGCGGAGCAGGCGCGACCUCAGUGACGUGUCAGCUGCUAGUAUGAACGCAGGGUAAGAUCGUAAAGAUUCUCUCCUUUGUAAUGUUGUACAUUACACUUUUAAAAGUUGUAGAUGUAGAAAGCCAUGUUCUAGUUAACGAUUGGUUUCCCCAGAUAUUUGCCUUGAUCAAGUAAGAGCCAGAAGGGUAGAGAUCAAAAAGAAAUGAGGUCUGUUUUCUCCUACUGAACAAAUAUGAAUUCAAAUUUCUAUAUAAUUAUUACAAUUUUUUUUAAAGAGAAUAUGAUUUGAUCAAAUGUGUUUUUGAAAUACAUUUCAGACUGAAAAAUCAUAGACACACAAACACAACUGUGUGCGUGUGUGCCAUUUGUCUGUAUAAUUCCAUUUCAACAUGACUUUGAGUUUGUUGAUCUCUACCAAGAUCAUGUGACGUGUAUCUGUCGUAUGUGGGUGUGUGCUGUCCUGAGGGUCUCAAUAGUCCUGUGCACAAGAUCUACAGCCACACACACACAGUUACUCACUUACAAAACUCCAUGUUCUAGCACACUCAUCCACCCAUAUCAGCAGUGCCCACACUGUGUCACUCUCAUGUCAGGUUUGUUCCCUUGAUUUCAAAUCACUCGACGAGUUUCAAUAAGUACUUGAGUUAUUUUUUAUUAUGCAAAAGAACUUUUGUUUUUUAUCUUAUUUUGUACAUCUAACAAUGCUGUUAUGUUGAAUGCGUGUUUCUGACUGAAGUGUGUCUUGUGUAUAUUAUACCUUUUGCAUGCGAGAGUGAGUGACGUCCCACACCAUGAACCGUGCGAUUACUGUGAAAUAAUAUUUAUGAGAGACAGAAAAGAGAAAAGGAAAAAAAAAACAACCUUCCGAGUGUGUGAGUGCACGUUAGUAUUUAUCCAUGAGCAGGCUCAUACGAUACACACAUGCUCCAGUCGAAUGCACAAUGCAUCACAAUGCACUGUAUGUAAAUACGUUUGUAGGUGACAAAAUGGCCGGGACUUGCGUCCCCAUAGCAACUCUGAAGGAAGACCUUUGGUUUUUGGCUUGAAUAAGGCACUAUUGUACACCUGCACAACAAUCUGAUAUCUGAAUUUUACUUCCAAAUCCUGAUAUCGUACUGUUUAAAAAAAAGUCUUGGGUUUCCUGAGACCAGUGGCAAGGUCGGGCUCGGAUUCACUGAGGAAAUGUCAAGUCUACACGUCAUCUGUGUUGCUGAUCAAAAAGAAAAGCUAGCGAUUUUAACAUUACCCAUGUACACAGAUUUGCAAUCAACAAAUUUGAACAAAGUUUAGUUGUUCGCUUACAUCGUAAUUCCAAAGAAUUCAAAUUCCUGUGUUUUUUUUUUUUGUUUUUUUUUUAAUAUAAAUAUAGAUCUGAAGCAUUUUAAUGUUUAUUUUCAUUUUUUUCAAAGAUUCAAUCGUAGCCUGUGUGAUUUUACAGCAUAUUACGCUCCACACUGUUGAACAAUUUCAGAUUGCUCAUGUUAGGGAGGAACUGCUUUGACGCAGGGUGCUUGGCCCCAUUUUACUCAUACGCACAAACAGAACCACUAGCGAGAACUGCUAGUUACUGCCCAUGAUUUAAAUUUUUUAUUAUUAUUAUUAUUAUUUUAAAUCACUGCGCUGUUGUGUCAACUGGUUAUUAUUAUUAUUAUUAUUAGAAAUGCAAUCUGACAUUUCAGCGACAACUCUGUGAAUUCUGUUUACAAGGUUUUAUGAUAAUGUUUUACAUGAAGGUUCCCUUAACUGGCAUAAUUUAACACAUGAACAAAUGCAGCAUUAACACAGCAUCAGUAAGAUUAACAAAGUAGCUAACACUUGUAUUAAUUGAUCAACAAAAUAAGCCAAAUAUUCACCUGCAUUAAAUAGUGUUCAUGAAAGGAAGCCCACAGUGAAUAACACCUUACUGAACACAUCAGUGUCUGAAAAGCAAGCUCCUUACGCUAACAAUAGGACACCGGGAACAUGCUGUAAUUUAAAUCUUUUUAAUCAGUGCAGGUGUAUUUCAUUAACGAUUUAGACGAAUGUCGUUGUAGUCGAGUAACAUUACUUACAGUUUAUUAAUGCUGACGUUUAAGACUCGUUAAUGUUUACUAACGGAACCCUAAUGUUAAGGAUCAUCAGGUUUUGGUUUGUUCAUGUUUUUUUUUUUUCCUAAAUGUACAGCGUAUUUUAGCAUAUGAGCUGUCUGUCAUAAUCAUCAUUUGGUUCCCAGGUCUGAGGGAUGCAGUGAUCCAAAGAUUCGUUUCCAUCCAUCUUUCAGGAGCAGCUGCAAAUCUAUCGAUCUGUGAUUAGUAAAAGUGUUGAGGAACAUUAUGGGAUCUGUUUUGGAUUGGGGAACCUGAGUUUGAUUUUCCUGUACUUUUGUGUUUUGCAUUUUAACAUUCUUGCCAAUCCCGUUCCACUGAGUGACAAUUCAUGCCAAGAGUGUCCCUGAACCCUCUUCACCCUCACACAAGCCAUUGGCACUUUGCCGUUGAUGCCACUCAAAUGAGUUGCUGGUUCAUGACUUUCACAUUAGUGUUGCGUUGUUAGUUAUUAAUGUUAAAGUGCCUUAUAGUGAAACACCAGAGGCAUGGUUCAGUCUAUAUCUUCCCUUCUGUUAUGUUGCCAACAUUUUUAUUAUAAAUCUGUUCUCUUACAUUUUUGAGUUUUUAUACCAUUUAGGCUUGAUUAUCUGACUUAAAAAAAAAUAAUAAAAAAUUCUGGAAGAGAAAAAAUGAAUGGCAAAACUAGAAAAAAGAAGUAGAGUUGCCAAGUUCUCCUCACUCCAAACAGAGAACAUUUUCAGCACAUAUUUUGGUUCAGCCAUAACCAAAGUUAAAUGAAAUGUUCAAUGCCAGUCAGUCAGUCAGUCAGUCAGUAUAGACUUUGUUCCAUGAGGAAGCUGGUUUAGCAUGCUCAGCUGAUGCCACUUUUACAGCACCUUUGGGAAGAGUGGUUUGAGUGAAAGAGAGAGAUUUCAUCAAUACAUGAAUUCAUACGUAAAGUUGUGAUGUAUCUGGGCCACCACUAAAGCAGCCAUAUCGUCGCUAAGGCCCUUCGAGCAAAUAGGAAGAGGUUGUGAUGUGUACGCAAUUCUCUUAUUCACUACUGUUGCCAUUAGUUUUGUUUUAUAUUUAAGUAUGCAGUAAUUUUGUCUUUUGUACCGCAAGAUUUGCUGUAGUUCUGACGCAUAUUGCACUUUGUACAUUUUGUGGAAAUGAUGUACUGUGUGUAUAUUAUGGAAAUAAACUUUUUUUUCCCCAUUCA